Molecule: messenger RNA, 2802 nt
Organism: Moesziomyces aphidis
Lineage: Eukaryota; Fungi; Basidiomycota; Ustilaginomycetes; Ustilaginales; Ustilaginaceae
Source: the annotation of a GenBank genome assembly
AUGAAGGCUGUCCUGCGCACUCGCAGGUUGGGCCAGGCUACCCGCCUGAACCGCCCUUCGCUUUCUCAUCGCGCGCUCUCCUCGACUCCGUCAGCACGAGCCUCGCGCGCAGAGUCGCUGGCCAAGGCGGCUGAAGCCUCUGCGACUGCAUCCGAGCGUCUUUCCGCCGGCGGUCCACCGCUCGCAGGACCCUCGUACGCCGCACGUCAACAGGCCAACAACCUGGGUCGAUCGCAGCAGCUGCUCUCGGAGCCGUCGGAUUCCAACGCCCAGCUCCGACUCAGCUCGUCCCAAGCGCGCCGCUCGCGCGCCGCUCGAUUCGGCACCAGCAGACAUGUCGCCUACGCGCCGCCGACUUCGCUUCAAUCCAGCGCCGACCAGCUCGUGCGCUCGACGAGCGAGGGAGACGACGACGAGGCUGCGCUGGCAUACGCUGCGCCCGCAGGCACGUCGACCUCGUCGAUCUAUCUGCCCGAGUACGUCGCCUGGGCGAUCUCGCAGCUGAUUGCCGCCGCCAACGAUCCCAAGCUGCUCCGUGCCGACCACCUCAAGCUCGCGCACCUCACCGACCCGCAGGAGCACCUCGCCGAAGCGGCACACAUUCCGCCCAAGCGCUCAUCGCUCCUCCACCUCGCCACCGUCUCGCCCCAGCGCUACGCAGCCAUCCUCGCCGUGUUCUCGGAAGUGCGCCAGCGUCUGUCCCACCGUGGACCCGUGCAGGAGGCGGAUGCGGAUCUGGACGCCGUCCUGCCCACAUGGACGCCGCAGACCGUGCUCGACUUCGACUGCGCCGCGGGCGAGGGGCUCCCCACGUCGCUGCAGCACUACCACGGCUUUGACCGCAGGCCGAACCUGCUCAAGAGCGGCAAGAAGGUGGCGCAGGCUUCGGCGUCCAAUGCGUCCCCCGCGGACAUCAAGCCCGCCGCACGCGACGUGAAGCUCAAAGACGAGGGCGAGAAGAUCGUUGUCGAUGGCGUGACGUACUACGAGCAAGAGCCCUCGGAAGCGGACCAAGCCGAGACCGACUCGCAAGAUGCCGAGGCUGAGGUCGAGUACUUUUCCGGCUCUCCCUCGGCGAUGGCGUCGGUGGAAAAGACGUUCCAAUCGGUGCCUCUUGCCAAGGACCUUGUGGGAGCAGCGGCGGGCGGGCGGUCGCUUGCACUGUCUGCAUUUGCCCUCAGCCUGAUGACCAACGACGCGAACCGGUUCGAGGCGGUGCAGGCGCUGUGGGACUCGGGGGCCGAGGUGAUGGUCAUCAUCGAUGCCGCCACGCCGCGCGGGUUUGCGAGUGUGGCCUCGGCGCGCGCACAGCUGCUCGAGCUCGGUCGACAAGCGCGGGGAGACGAGAGGGUGCAUGUGGUGGCGCCGUGCUCGCACGACAAGCCGUGUCCUCUGCUGCAUCCGUUUGCCAUCGGCAGCUCGGUCGCCGCCACUGUGGGCGCAAGGGCGGAUAUGGGCAACCCGUUCAAGUCGAACGACGUGUGCGGGUUCUUUGCCAGAUACCAUACACCGACGUUCCUCAGACGCACGAAACACUCGGAUAGGGGAGAGGAGAAUGUGGCCUACUCGUACGUCGUCGUUCGUCGCGGACCAAGACCAGGCCUGCUCAGCGAGGCACAGAGGAGGGCGGCAAAGCAGGGCGGAAAGAAUGUCGAGCGCAUCGCGGCCGAAAUGGCAGACGAGGCCAGCAGCACCAAGUCUGGCAUUCUUGAUCUCAUCCGCAGCGCCAAGCUCGAUGCUGGCAAGCGCAGGCAGCUCGAGGAAGUGGACGCCAGCGCCGCCAUCGCUGCGCCCGAGCGUGCGCACGAGGACGCGGAGGGCGAAAUGAGCGAUCAACAAGCCAUGGACGAGCUGCUCAAGCUGCUCCCCGACGCACUCAAGGCCGAGAUGCAACCCGAGGGCUCGACUUCUACGGCCCAACUGACGCCCGAGCAGCUGGAUACCAUCAUGGCGUCGGUACGCUCUUCGCAAGCGUCUAGCUCGGCCUCUGGCGAUGUGUCGAUCGAGGCUGUCGCCGAGGGUGGUGUGGGGGAGGAUGGGAUGAUUGGCGUGACGAUGCCUACGGCGGGCGAGGAGCUGGCGAUGCGGCUCGAGUCGUACGCGUGGCCACGGCUGAUCAAGCCGCCGCUCAAGAAGGGUGGGCAUGUGACGUUCGAUGCGUGCUGCAGCACCGGCAACGUCGAGCGGUUUACGAUCAGCAAGGCUGCGGGCAAACAAGCCUACCAGGACGCGCGCAAGAGCAAGCAAGGCGAUCUCUUCCCGCACCCGCCCCGCUCGCGCUCGGUGAUCAAAGCGCUCAACCCUCUCACGGCUCUCGAGUACCAAUCUGGCGCGGAAGAGGUGGAUUUGAUGGAGAAACUCACGAUUCGUGCGCCGAGCAAGCUGAACCGUUCGCAGCAGCAGGUUCAACUCGUCGGUAUGGAUGGAGAGGAUGCAGAGGAUAUUCUCGCCGAACUGUAUGGGGAUAUGGACACGGAGGGUGGAAAGCCGAUUGAUGUAGGCAUGGCAUCGUACCGACUCAUCUCGCCCAACUUGGUGACACCCACGCGCAAACAGCAGAAACAAAUCAGCAUCAACUAUGCCAACAAAUGGAACACUCCGGCAACCACCAAGACACGCCUCACCAAUCCACGCACCAACCUCAACUCGACCCCUCAACGCAAACCCACGCCCACCAGCACCCAAGGCGACGGCGACAGCGACGGAUUCCAAAGCUCCCUCCACCCGCCAGAGCGCAAAGUCCGCCGUUCCUCGCGUAAGAAAUCGCGCGGCGAUUGGGAUAGCGAACUGUUCGGCCACUAA